Messenger RNA from Paramuricea clavata, 9884 nucleotides. NCBI's taxonomy places the organism in Eukaryota, Metazoa, Cnidaria, Anthozoa, Malacalcyonacea, Plexauridae. The record is from the annotation of a GenBank genome assembly.
UGGGAGGCGAGCGCAGUAGAGGUACUCAACAAUAAAGAUAUUUCUCAAAGGUCGAGUGUCGGAGACUGAAUAUAAUUCGUUACAAAUUGAUACAUUACAAAGAGAUUCAUCGCAAAGCUGUCGAAGAUGUAUUUCAAGUCGAAUAGUUUUGGAUUCGUUGUUUGCGUUCUCGUUUUAAUGGGAAGCGGAUGCGCAGCAAGAUGGUCAAACAGACAAGGUACGCGCAUGUUUAAUCUGCUUUAGAUAACUUCACAAACUUUUGAACGAAGUAUUUCCUUCAUUAGCUGUACGUCUACGGCUCAAUUUUAACCCGUUACGAAUCUAACAAUGUUUUCGUAAACAGUGUCAUUAAUGUUGCAAUUUGCUAUUGUUUCAAAUUAUAAAAACAUAUCACAUAGACUCCAGCCUGCUGCGAGUUGGAUACGUAAAAUUCGUAUUGCGUUUUCGAUUUUCAACUUUUCAACAACGUUCUAUAAUAGGGAUAUUACGCGACGUUUAAAAACAUUGUAAAAUGCGUACCGGGUUGCCCCGAGUGCGUGAGACAGUUUCAGAGGUUGAUUGAUUCGUGUCAUUCGUUAAUUAGCGAUAGCCAAUCACAGGUAAUGAGCUUUUUCAACUCCUGUUAACGUUAAUUAAACUCCAGAGUUACAAUUUCAAGUGUAAUAAAUUGAAGCGCCAUGUUCGCAUUUAAUUAACGUGCUUCAGGAAAGUUCUGGCUAACCACAAGUGGGCAAACUUAACACAUCAAUGCGUACGUACCCUAUAAUUUCAAUACUUAAGAAGAUUAAGAACUAGACAAAGAAUAAUCGUCGUUAAUUUUCAAUGUCGUAAAACGGCUUCGCCCAGCCCACUCGCACUGAAUAAUGGGAUCACUGAAUGUGAGCUCGUUUCUUUGAAAUGGAGAUUUAAACAUCAAUUUAUCAAUGUGUGACAAAAAAGAAGUUUGACAGUUGUUAAUUUGCUUUGCAAUUCUCCAGGCAUAAGAUUACAGGAUAGGCCAGAGGGCCUAUUUUCGCAGCCUCUCCAAUUAAUUUGUACUCAAAGUUUUCAUCCUACAUAUACUCCGCGUAGCUUUUUGACAUAAACUAAAAUUGGGAUUUCAAAUCAGGCUCAAAAAGUCAAAAGGAUACUCUAUAAAUUUCAGACUUAUUUUUUAUCAUUUUUCAAGUCGUCUUUCAUAGGACAUUAUUUUUACAACUUGUCAUGGGGAGCGAUGAUGUUUCGCAUUUUAUGCUUACAUUGCAUGCGCGGUUCAGAUAAUUUGUGGGAAAACUGCCAUGUUUUUUGAAGCAGCUCUUGAAAAACUUCAACAUUUGUGAACAGAACUUUUCAACGCCUAUAUAUAAUAUAGAUAAAUAUAUUCGAGAACCUCAGCUCAGUAUAUUUUUUUAUAUGCAACUAUUUAUAUGCUGCCUAUAUUAUAGCUCUUGAGUGCUUUUAGACUUUUAUAUAGUCUAUCUUUAGCAUUUCUGAACCUGAGAAAUUUUCAACAAUGAAAGACCACUCGAGGCUAUAUAUAUUUGCUUGACCUUCCGAGGUUAGCCAUAGCUCUUGAAGAAUAAGUGUUUUAGUCAUAUACAACUUAGUCACUGUGACAUAAUAUCUUUUUUAAGAACAUAGUACUUUUGCAUUUGGCUUAUCGCGAGGGCAUGUUCUUGACAUGGAUUGCAUUAAAAUCUCCAGAUAUCUGUCAGCCGUUGAGAGCGGUUGAAAUUAAAGACAGAAGUUACGAAAAUCAAAAGUCAAGCACGAUUCAUUAAUUAACGUUUAUUAGGUAAACAAUUGCGACAAUCAGUUAAAAGAAGGCGCGAUAAUGUAUUUUGAUUUUAAACAAUGCUGAUAAGGUUUCUGCUAACAGAUUAGCUUUUUAAGUAUUUGAGAAAUCUAUUUAUACAGCUGUUUGUACUCUAUUAAAAAGUCACCAAAAUUAGGACUGUAGAGUAUAUGUUUCAGACGGUAACAGAUGGUGGUCAAUUUCGGCAAUGUUGAAUGUUGACAAUAAAAUUAGACUAAUUUUGUUUACUGAAUAUUGGCUGCGAAAUACAAGAUACUUACAUAUAAUGAAAAGAAUUAACACGAAUUUAUCACUUUGAUAACUCUGCAGGUUGACGAAAGAGCAGUUAGUUUCUUAAUUUCGACUUUUCAAAUUAUAGUUCAAGUAUAUAUAUAUCACUCCUAGGGUUGGGGCAUUCAGUCCCUUCUAGCGGGUCUUAUAUAUGCCCGCAUGAUGAAAACACAAGCCUAUAAAAAGUCUUCGGCAUAACCAGUGUUUAAGAGUAGCUAUAUCAUAUAUAAUGGUUCACUUCACCUAUAAGCCCGCAUCCUCCUGCUGAAUAAUUUGGCGUGUAUUCAAUUGGAUAAUUAAUUUUAAGUACAUGCAAUGACACAAGCGUCCACUCUACUCUACUCUAGUAAAUUGUUUUUCCGAUAUAAAGUUUCAAAAAUACUUAGUCGAUCUGGUGACUGGUGUUAUGCUAUAUCCAAAUUCUGUCGUGCCAGCAAGAUUAUUAAACAAUUACGAUUAAUUUAAAAAUUCAAAAGAGGCCAACAAAGCGAGCAGAACCCAUGUCGAGUUUCCCUUUUUAGGUUCGAAGUCUUUUCAAAAUGUAUCUCUUCCUUGCAAAGCUUGACAUUAAACGUUUACUAUAUUUGGCUAGUGUUGUUCAAAUUAAUUUGCUGAUUCACGAGAGAUCGCUGCGAGGCACAUUUGUUAAUAUACCUUAAUUGUCGAGAAAUAUUUGCUAAUAUACCUUAAUUAGCUAAACAAUACUUUUAAUUUUCACCGAUUCAAAAGUCUCGACGCGUACUUCAUUAUUCGGAAUUUUGAGAUACAUAUUAUAUGAUCUAGGUGGUUCUAAACUUUCCAUUCGAAGACAAUUGAGACUUGAGUGCACGUUCUUAAAAAUUCCAAACUAUACAAAGAUCUUUGUAGAAACAUAUGCCAUGCAUGACUUGAUGAAAUUCAAUGAUUUCCAUUUUCCUACAGGACAGAAACAAAGCGGGCAAUAUGUCACCAGCAGCGAGAUACUAAGUUCGAGUAAGUAUUAAACAGCUUUAGCCGAUUUAAGUCAAUUCACGGCUUUGGGAACACAGCAUCUCUGGGUUUUAAUCGACUUCCUUAUAUCUUGCUGUGUACACAUGCAUGCUGAUAAUAUAGCCUACAUUAUACCGAGACUAUUUUAAUCUGGAAAAAACCAACUAAAUCUGGCUUAAUUGUAAAGUAUAGAAUUCCGAAAGUGACACCGAGGCUUAGUUACUGCAGACAUCAUUUGGUAUGGUAAACUUGCUCCCUCUCGAAAAGGUUAUAUGAAACACAUGUUGUUUAUCUUAUAAAAAGAUUUAUGAUAUAUAGAGAUAUGUUGCUUUAAUGUUCCCUGUAAGUUGCAUGACGAUAAAAAAUUAUGUUUUUGUUUAAUUAAAGAAAAAUGUUUAUUUUCUUUCUUUUACAAGGCGGCGUUCCAUCAGGGACCGGUCAUUGAUAUUUAUGGCGUGGGGUGGUACCGAAGAGAAAUGUUUUUCUUAGUUAGAAUUUUGCUGACCCAACCAUUAAAAAGUCAAUUUUUUACCUUUACCUUUUUAUCUCAAAUAUCAAAUAAAAAAUAAAUACACCUCAGAGCAAAAACGUUACAAAAAGAUACCAUUCAGUUGUCACAUAUGUCCUUUAUCAUUUCUGUGACAUGAGUUUGAUAACUGUUUGUGUAAUUUUCUGCGGUCUAAACUCUAAAGUUUCAUGUUGUCUGCACAUGUAUACUUUCUUUGGAAACACACCAUUUUCCUCCUGACAAAAUGAUCAAGACAGUGACUCCAUUUACAUAUUGUAUUGACUAUAUGACUGUUGACAUUGCUUUUGAGUCUUCAAUAUUUGAGUGAGUCGUGCAUACUUUGGAAAUGACAAUACAUUUUUACUACCCAACGCUUGAGUUGUUUUGUUUUUCAUUUACCCAUUGCAACCUUUCACUCACUCAAAGUUUUGUUUACCCACCUUUUUCUCCCGCCAUAAGUGACCGAUCCCUGGGCCCGUAUCUUCAUCACAUAUCCGUGCUUUUUGAACCGUUGCUUCUGUAUUUGCCCACUCUUGGAAGAGCUGGGAAAGUUUUAACGGAAACUAAAUUUGUUUUCCAGCAAGUAAAAUGGUUUCUCGACAAAUUCGGAAACAUACUUUGUUUCAAAAUGGGAUUCUUGUUUUUGAAACAAUGUUUCCUGGUUUGCCCACCAUCAGGAAACAUGGCUAGGAAACAAUGUUUCCUAGUUUGUCCACUUUCAGGCAACAAUGCAACAUGGCUGAGAAACAAUGUUUCCUGGUUUGUCCACUUUCAAGAAACAUGGCUAUAGGAAACAAUGUUUCCUGGUUUGUCACCCUUCAGGAAACAUGUUAGAAAACAAUGUUUCCGGCUGGUUUGUCCAGUUCAGGAAACAAUGUUUCCUGGUUUGUCCACCUCCUGGAAAAGAAAGAAUGUUUCCUGGUUUGUCCACCUUCAGAAAACAUGGUUAGGAAACAAUGUUUCCGGCUGGUUUGUCCAGUUCAGGAAACAAUGUUUCCUGGUUUGUCCACCUUCUGGAAAGGAAAUAAUGUUUCCUGGUUUGUCCACCUUCAGGAAAUAUGGUUAGGAAACAAUGUUUCCUGGUUUGUCCAGUUCAGGAAACAUGGCUAAGAAACGAUGUUUCCUGGUUUGUCCACCUUUAGAAAACAUGACUACGAAACAAGGUUUCCUGUUUGUUCACCUUCAGGAAACAUAGCUAGGAAACAAUGUUUCCCAGCUUCUCCACUUCAGGAAACAUGGCUAAAAACAAUGUUUCCUGGAGUGCCCACCACCAUCAGGAAACGUAGCUAGGAAAAAAUAUUUCCUGGUUUGUUCACCUUCAGGAAACAUGGCUAGGAAACUGGUUUGUCCACCUUCAGGAAAUGUAGCUAGUAAACAAUGACUCCUGAUUUGCCCACCUUCAGGAAACAAAGCUAGGGACUUGACAAUGUUUCCUGGUUUAUUCACCUUCAGCAAACAUAGUCCUAAUGGUUCCUGGUUUGUCCAGUUCAGGAAACAUGGCUAAAAAACAAUGUUUCCUGGGUUGCCCACCAUCAGGAAACAUACUGUAGCUAGGAAACAAUUGCCCACCUUCAGAAAACAUAGUUAGGAAACAAUGUUUCCUGGUUUGUCCACCGUCAGGGAACAAUGUUGCUGCAACAAUGUGUUCCUUACUAGAGUGGCAAUCUUUUCCAAAAUUGUACACUAAAGACAUUACAUUAACUUUGUUUUCUUAGGAUGCAGAGACAUUGUGGCUGUAGCAUACUGCAAAGCAGUCAAAAAGAGUAACCGCUGCAAUAUACAUGCAUAUAAGAAAAACUGUAAGCUGACAUGUGGAGUAUGUACCAGGCAAUCAGAGUCUUUACCAAGAAUUGAAGACAGCACUGGUAAUUCGAUUUAAUUUCUUCAUGUCCGCAAUUUUUGCUCCGAUUUUAGGUGCGAUUUUCUUCUUCUGAUGGAUGUGAACGAGUGGAUGAGUUAUGGCGUUCAGAUGUGAGUAGAUAUACUCAGAAAACUGUAAUAAAUACAUGUACAUACUCGUUCACAUGCAUCACAAGAAGAAAAUCGCACUAGCAGAUCAAACUGACGCAGCAAAAAAAUCGCAAGUGUAUAAACGGGCCUUUUGCGCUCUGAGGAUUAAGACCUACACUACAGUCCUUUUAAUACGUGCAGCAGAUCAAACUGAUGUAAAUUCUUGUCAGAGUAGCAGAUCAAACUGAUGUAAAUUCUUGUCAGAGUAGCAGAUCAAACUGAUGUAAACUCUUGUCAGAGUAGUAGAUCAAACUGAUGUAAAUUCUUGUCAGAGUAGCAGAUCAAACUGAUGUAAAUUCCUGUCAGAGCAGCAGAUCAAACUGAUGUAAAUUCUUGUCAGAGUAGUAGAUCGAACUGAUGUAAAUUCUUGUCAGAGCAGCAGAUCAAACUGAUGUAAAUUCUUGUCAGAGCAGUAGAUCAAACUGAUGUAAAUUCUUGUCAGAGUAGCAGAUCAAACUGAUGUAAAUUCUUGUCAGAGUAGCAGAUCAAACUGAUGUAAAUUGGCAUUUAGAGCAGUAGAUUUUCGAAGUGCGCACUCUGUUUACAUCAAAAGAAGAAUCUAACUGAGAAGAGCAGUGAAUAUAUAGUUGGUAUUUAAAGGAGGAAACAGACGAACUGUUACGAAUAAUCGGAGAGAGACUCUUCCAUCGAAAAACAAUUGGGUUUCUAAAAAGGGACGUCUUGUACGGAUUGACUUGAAUCAAUUAGUUGUCGGCGAGACGAGUGAUUAGAAGAAAAGGUGACAAAAGAGGAGAUAUCUAGGUCCUUGAGGCCUUGUUUGCAUUUGAAAAAAAGAUGAGAUCCUUUAUUUCAAGCCAGUAAGAUAUCGGUAAUAAGUUAAGCUUCUUAAGGCGCUCAAGAUAAGACAACGUAAUUUUGAAGUAACUAUAAACUUCGUAUAGCAAGCUUGCCUCCGAAGAACCUCAAUGGCUCAACAUGUAGAGCCACGGGGACUGGAGCCUCAAAUCUCGCUCGAUUUAAGUUUUAUUGUUGUCGAUUCUUUCAUGUGUCGAAUCCAUUUCAAAUGAGUUCAAACAAUGGUUCAUAAGCACAAUGGUUGAACUGGACCUGAAUCCUCUUCAUUUUAUCAUUUUCUAGAGUGCAGAGAUAUCGGAACGAAGGAGUUCUGUAUGUCUGUUAAACCAGCUUGUGAGAGACAAAGAUAUGGAGUGCAUCAAAGAUCUCGAUUUGCUAUGAAAUACUGUAAGAAGACUUGUGGUCUCUGUACCCCACAACCAACAAAAAAGCCAGGUGCGUUCAUUUAGCUCCGCUUUCAAACGUAAGCAUAUCAUUACAACAAUAACAGUAAUAACGUCAUCAACAACGUGCAAAUAAUAUACAUUAAAAAAAGAAUAAACACAAACAAUACAAUACAAUAAAACAGCAACAUAACAACAACAACAAUGUACAACAACAAUGUACAACAACAACAACAACAACAACAACAACAACGUACAACAACAACGUACAACAACAACAACGUACAACAACGUACAACAACAACAACGUACAACAACAACAACGUACAACAACAACAACGUACAACAACAACAACAACAACAACGUACAACGGACAACGGACAACGACAACGGACAACGACAAAUAACAACAACGACAACAACAACAACAACAACAACAACAACAACAACGUACAACGUACAACGUACAACGUACAACGUACAACAACAACAACAACAACAACAACAACAACAACAACAACAACAACAACAACAACAACAACGUACAACAACAACGUACAACAACAACAACAACAACGUACAACGUACAACGUACAACAACAACAACGUACAACAACAACAACAACAACGUACAACGUACAACGUACAACGACAACGGACAACAGACAACGACAACGGACGACGACAAACAACAACAACGUACAACGUACAACGACAACGGACAACGACAAACAACAACAACAACAACAACAACAACAACAACAACAACAAUAACAACGUACAACGGACAACGACAACGGACAACGACAAACAACAACAACGACAAAUAACAACAACGACAAACAACAACAACGACAAACAACAACAACGACAAACAACAACAACAACAACAACAACAACUACAACAACAACAACAGCAACGCCAAAGCAUCUAACAAGAACAUUCACAACAAUAAACUACAAAACAACAAGCGACCAUAAAAAUAUAGACAAUGCAAAUGCAACUUACUGUAUGUUAUUAUUCUCUGUAGAAAUUACCUGUGUGGACAGACCUAUCUGUCAAAAACUUACUGUAUUCUACAAAAUCAAGAGUUGCAGUACAUUACCACAUCAACUCAGAAAACGUGCAAUGAGAAAGUGUCCGAAACUUUGUGGAUUGUGUGUGGUUGCAGAGGAAAACGAGCCUGAAGGUAAGCAUGUAUUUGUGUAUGGAGACGAGGAUCGAGAAGUGUAUUUUUGGAUUUGUAGAGAUUUUUAGAGAUUCAUAGGAAUUUUCAGGGAUUUGUUUCCAAGGUGUACGAGAUUUUUUUUAAUGAUAUAGCCCUCGUAUGAAAUCUCAAUAACCAAUUUCAGCCUGGCCGUGUUGUAUGAGAUGAACAAAGACGAGUAUUUGUUUAUCUUACACGCAACACGUACGGAACUCGUGAUUCCUCUUGAUGAUAAAGUUCAUUAAGACAUGAAUGGUAUAAAAAUGAACUUGUAUUUCGUAAUUAAACCAGUUAGGCUACAACUUCAGUGAAACAGAAAACCCCUGAACCAACGAAAUCUUCACAGCAAACUUUGCAACAACGGUUUUAUAAACUUAAAAAUGCUUUUCCAAAAAUCUUUUCUUGAUCACCAGAGGUUUCAAAUUGAAUUUUAACGACUAACGCUAGUCCAGCUUUAAAUAAUGGCACCCAGAAUUUUGAGGUACAUAUACAAGAUCCUUCACAGCAUCUAUGUUCACAGUCAUGAUUUCCUUUGAGUAUUUCAUGACUCAGAGAAAUGCUACAAGGUAUUACAUUAACUUUUUCCAUUUGCAGUUGCACUAGCGAAGCGGCCUGUGGUAGACAUUGUCGAGACCCCCACAUCUCAAACCAUCACAACUUCAAACAACCGAAAUCGACCACCUCAUCCACCGAUUGAGAACCGAGAGACUGACAACGAACCACGAAGAGGAGUGUUUUAUAUCUACACUAAAUAUCUAUCGCUUUAAGUCUAAGAAAUCGAGUUUAGAAGGCUGAGAUCGAAGUAUAGUGGCUAGGCUUUCCCAAAGGACCGUUCAAAAUGGAUUCAACUGAAUAUUUAAAGAUCUUAAAAAUAGUUAAAGUGCAUAUGACAUGAAAUUUAUUAUUUUUUUAAAUGAAAGAACUCUUUAAGCUGUAGUGUAACUUAUAUUUCAGUUUCUUGUUUUUCUUUGUUUGUUCCCGAGAUAUUUCAAUUUGUUUGAUAUGUAAAUGAGUGUGAAUAUGUCCGCUAAUUUAUGACGUCACGUUGGUUGCAAGCUCAACUUACACUGGUUAUAAAUCUAUUAACUCUAAAAACUGAAAAUAUCAGUUCACGUUUUUCUCCAGUGUUUCAUCACAUUUACCAGUGAGGGAAGUUUGAAGUUAUCAUCUUGGAUGAUAGCAGUGAUAUUCAACCAUUUUGAGGAGCUUGCAACCAACGUGACGUCAUAAAUUAGCGGACAUAAUCACACUCAUUUACAUGUCAAACAAAUUGAAAUAUCUCGGGAACAAACCAUAAAAACAAGAAACUGAAAUAUAAGUUACACUACAGCUUAAAGAGUUCUUUCAUUUAAGAUAAUAAUAAAUUUCAUGUCAUAUGCACUUUAAAAGAACGAAAUAUAGCAAGGACAAUGUGGAAAACCGCAUCAAAAAGAGACAUGACGUAAAUAGGUAUAUAAACUUAGAGCCAGAAUCAGUAUGUUGGAUAUUUCGAAUUAAACUCAUCCUAGUACUUUAAAUAUGUUAAUGUUAGAAAGCAGUGGUUGCUAGUCUCGAACUGGUUUUCCAUUUGCGAAUUGGCGCGCACGGAGAGGACAAUAGUAUUGUUUAAAUUGAAAAAAGUCGGGAGAUUCAUUAUAUAGUAGAGAGUGAGAUACUGAAAAAAAAACACAGUGAGAUAUUUUCCAUAUCUUCACUAUGAAGAUAUCGAUCACGUGACUUUUUACAAUUUGCUUUUGGGCGUGAAAUUUCACAAUUUUUUGCUUGGGACUAUAUAAUAAACAGAAUAUUACACGGUGGCUUGAAGAUGACUUUUAUCUUCUCGUGUUAAAAACCAUAUUUUACUCACUCGCUGCGCUCGUUCGUAAAAUAUUGUUUUCACCACUCGAAGAUAAAAGUCGUAUCUUCGCGCCGCCGUGUAAUAUCC